This is a messenger RNA of Purpureocillium takamizusanense, 2864 nucleotides long. RefSeq lists its product as uncharacterized. Lineage: Eukaryota; Fungi; Ascomycota; Sordariomycetes; Hypocreales; Ophiocordycipitaceae. Bases 117 to 2483 code for a protein of 788 amino acids. Gene Ontology annotation, biological process: protein phosphorylation. Gene Ontology annotation, molecular function: ATP binding; protein kinase activity. The record is from RefSeq and is a predicted model, not a curated record. The transcript is spliced from 2 exons.
AUUUCGUCGCCAGAUCCCCUCCCUGCCGAUUCAUCCCCAACAGCCGCUUCCACCGCCGUCGACAGCACUUUCCACAGAGCGCUCCAUCUCUGUGACGACGGUUCGCGUGUGCCAACAUGGGCGACCGACGGAACGGGUGGACGACCGUCGGCCACGGGCUCCCCCUUGGCCAGCAUCAAUAUGGGCGCGUCUGGGAGGCCGAGCAGGAGCUCCGGGAGCGCGAGACCAUUGCCUCGUGGGACAGAGAUGAGCAUUGGCCUGGCAUCGACAGGCCGCUCUUCAGCGGGCCCGACGCGAAGCGAUUCGACAACCGCCUCGUCAAGGUCGAGGACCUCGGCUUCGGCGCCUUUGGCCGCGUCGAAAAGGUCAUGCACGGCACCGUCUGCCUCGCCCGCAAGCGCAUCAUCCGCCGCCGCGGCUUCACCAUUGAGGACCUGCGCCAGGAGGGCCUCACCAUGCGCAGGCUCGACCACCGCCACGUCGUCAAGCUCGUCGCCACCUACGCGCCGCGCUCCCACGAGCUGUGUCUACUGAUAUGGCCCGCCGCCGUCUGCAACCUCAGCAGCCUCCUCGAGGACAUUGAGAUGCUGCGCCUACGGGACGGCGAUCGCGACGACAUCAUCGAGAGGCUCCGCACGCUCGAUAUCCGCGACUUGAGCGCCGUCGAGCCCCCGUCCACGAACCAGAGCUUCCAGUCAGACGACAAGUGCCCCUUUGACUUCCUGAGGACGGUCAUGGGCUGUGCUGCGCGCGCCAUGGCCCACUGCCACGCCAAUGACGUGCGCCACCUCGACAUCAAGCCGACCAACAUCCUCCUUCGGCCAGAUCGAGUAUACCUGGCCGACUUUGGCAUCUCCCGGGACGUCAGCGGCCAGGACCAGACGACAACCGACGGGCUACCAGGCACGGAGAAGUGGCGCGCACCGGAGCUGUACAGCGGCCGCGGCUCAAGCAUGCAACUCUCCGACAUGUAUUCUCUCGGCCUCGUGUACAUGAAUGUUGCCACCGUCCUGUACAAUGUGCGCUUGGGCGAGUUCGAUGAAGUCCUCAGAUACACCCCCGGCAAGAGUCGUGAAGAACAGCUCAGGAUACGCGAGGACAAGAUCUGGAACUUCCUCCAAAAGCUGAGGGCCCACGCCCUCGUCACACCGCCCUUCAUGUUCACAUACGAGGGCCAGGAGACGGUGCGGCCACGGCCUGUCGUGCAGCUCAUCGAGCAAAUGGUUGCCACGGAGCCGCGCAAGCGCCCGUCUGCCGACAAGACAGACGAGAAGCUGUCCAUGAUUGGCGGCAUCCGCCAGAUAUACCACGCCGAGUGCUGCAAGCAGCCCAUGUCGUGGGUCGAGGACAAGUGGGACAGGAAGCUCGCGGUUCUCUCUCAGCUGCGCAGCGGCAACGACGUGCUACGGACUCGUGUCAGGGAGCUCGAGGGCCGCGACGAGACGUACGAGGCGCGGCUCGAGAACGAGCGCAACCUGCACCGCCAGGACGUCGAGCGCCUCCAAGUCCUCCUCCGGGAGGCCGAGGAGAAGUGCCAGAGGCUGGAACAGGCACUGACGUCUCGACGAGGGUCGCACGGCCAUGGCGCCCGUCCCAACGCCGCCACGAGGCCGGUCAUGCCGGGAGUCAGGCGCUCUGGAGGCGCCGUCGGCCUCGGAGUGACCACGACGACGCGCUCCACGCCCACGACGCCCGCCGCCGUGAGGCCCGCCAUGCAGCCGUCGUCACAGUCAACACAGCAACUGCCGAGGAGCACGCCCCCGUGGGGAGUCCGCAGAACGUCCCUCGCGCAGGCCCCUCCGGCGAGCCCCAUGGGCACCGCCCAGUCCCCCGCGCAGCGAUCCCCCAGCGUGACCAAUCUCGCCGGCUACCAGCUCCGUUCCAGAGGAUCCGGGUCGAGGCUCCCCCUGCCCGUCACGCCCAACAGUCGCAGCGGCACGCCCGCGCUCGCCCGCGACCAGAGCAUGACGGACAGCAGCAUGGCCUCGUCCGUCUUCUCGCGCCACAGUGUCGAGACGGCGCCCACGCCCGCCAACAACAGCCCCCAGCUGCAGCGCACCACGCCGGGUCGCGAAGGCGGCGGCGGCGGCGGCAGCGGCGGCAUUCCGCCCCAGCAGCCAGAAGAGGAGGAGGAGGAGCAGUGGACUGCACUACCCGCACAGCAGCAGAGGUCCCCGUCGCCGACCGAGUCCCGCCGGCGGGCGUCCAGCGUGGCUCAGAACGCCCCCCGUCCGCCGCCGCCGCCGCGAGUGGCGACGCCAUCCCCGCCCGGUAGCCCCGUGCUGUCCAUGACGGGCGCCGCCGCCGCGUCCGUCAUGUCCUCGCCCCGCACGCUCCGCUCCGAGCUGCUCUCCGACGCGGGCAGCGACGCCAACUCGACGGCCCGCCCCGUCGCCGUGCCGUCGCUGCAGUCGUCGAGGAGCUGGGCGGAAGUGGUCUCUAGGCCGGAGAGGCGGCGCCCGCAGCCCAGCAGACGUGCCUGAGAAUGUCAGUCGGUGCAAGGAAGGAAAAAGAAAGCGGUUAUGACUUGAUGAUGUGAUGCGAUGUUCCUUUCGACUGUUUUACGUUUCGGGGCGUUGGGGGGUGGAUGAGAGUAGACAUACGUGGUCUCACCCGGCAAAAGUCACUGCUUUGAUAUACCACUGCGCUGCCAUUCUGUUUAGUUCAGGUACUGCAUAGCGGCUUGGAAAGUCGAUAUCUAUUCAUGCAUUCAAGAUUCUUGAAUAUCUUUUGUUACAAUGGGUGCCCUCUAUGUCUUCAUGUGUGUGCGUGUGUCUAUGCAGUGUGCCGCCCCUUUUUUGAUGUCAAUACUCCCCAACGCCGGCUCCCCAUGAUACCCAUACGCGGAAACAACACCCAUGCCA